AUCCAAGUAACCUUUCGGAAAGGUUUAUACAAUUUAUUGACAAGUGUCUAGAUGAAUACAAUACGAUUGGUAAUUAUUAUUAUGCGCCAUAUACAACCUUAAUUCAAGCCAGUGGUGUAGGAAAAUCCAAAUUAUUGAUAAAUGUUGCUGAAGAGAUAAUGUCAGUAUAUUGCUGUUUGCGGAAAUCCGAAUCAAGUGGCUAUCCACCCAGAUCGGAUAUUGCCAAAAUGUUAAUAAAAGAGUUUAAUAAUGAACAAGAUGCCAAAACCACCUACCUUGCGUACAUAUGCGCAUGCUUUCAAAAGAUGCAAGAUUUCAGUGGAGAUUGUAAGAAAUGGUUGGAUGAGCAUACCAAUAAAAAUUUGCAAGGGAAUUUUUGGAGAGAUGUUGAAAACAGAAUGAAAAAUAUAAAGGACCAUCUAAUGACAUGUUCUACGGAUAGUGAGACAACUGACUUGGUCGAGAAAUAUUUGGUUAAAAAAAACACAGUAAUAAAACGAGAAGGUCCAGUUAAAUACCUGUUUGCAUUCGAUGAAGCUAGUACACUGGUUGGUAAUAAGGAUGGAAGUAAAAACGUUGGAAAAAUUUCACCGUUCUAUUAUAUUCGACGUGCUUUAAUUCUCUUACCCAAAGGAGCAGGAAUUUUUGCGGUCUUUACGGACACACAUUCAAAUAUUUCGACCUUUUCGCCUGCUUAUUACCUCGAUCCAUCUAAAAGAGUUGCAGAAGAAAAAUUUAAAUUAUUUGCACCAUUUUAUUUGUUAGACACUACGGACAUGAAUGUUAAUCUUAGGGAGGUAAAGACAUUAAAGGAGUCAGAAGAUCCACGACAUUUCUUUCAGUAUGGAAGACCUUUGUGGGGAAUGGAAUCAGAACGUAUUAUCGAAUUGGCCAUGGAUAAGCUUAUUGGCGGAAAAUAUUUUGGUGUUUGGAGGGAAGAAGUACAAAUUAAAAUAUUGGAUACUUUGGCUAUUCUAGGACCCC
Messenger RNA from Dentiscutata heterogama, 984 nucleotides. The record is from the annotation of a GenBank genome assembly. NCBI's taxonomy places the organism in Eukaryota, Fungi, Glomeromycota, Glomeromycetes, Diversisporales, Gigasporaceae.